Molecule: messenger RNA, 1491 nt
Organism: Daucus carota subsp. sativus
Lineage: Eukaryota; Viridiplantae; Streptophyta; Magnoliopsida; Apiales; Apiaceae
Product: delta(12)-fatty-acid desaturase FAD2
Exons: 2
Coding region: 151-1299 (382 amino acids)
Biological process (GO): lipid metabolic process
Molecular function (GO): oxidoreductase activity, acting on paired donors, with oxidation of a pair of donors resulting in the reduction of molecular oxygen to two molecules of water
Source: RefSeq, a predicted model, not a curated record
AAUACACCUCAACCCAUCUCAAAUAUCAGUUGCAAAGGCCAGCAGUUUUUCAAGACUCUGCAUUCUAUCUCUUUCCGCCCAGAGAGAUUGAGAGAGAGAGAGAGCCCAACCUCUUCUUUUAUCUUCUCUUCUGCCAAGGACUAUUGAAAGAUGGGUGCAGGUGGACGGAUGCCAGUUGACCCCCAGGGAAAGAAAUCGGAAGAAGUUCUCCAACGAGUUCCUGUCUCAAAGCCUCCAUUUACAGUUGGGGAUAUUAAGAAAGCCAUACCACCACAUUGCUUCAAGCGUUCUGUCCUUCGCUCUUUCUCAUAUGUUGUGUAUGACCUUGCCAUUGCAUCCGUCCUCUACUAUGUUGCCACCAACUAUAUCCAACUCCUUCCCCACCCUCUUGCUUACAUAGCCUGGCCUAUAUAUGGUUAUGUUCAGGGCUGUUUCUUAACCGGUAUUUGGGUCAUUGCCCAUGAAUGUGGCCAUCAUGCCUUUAGUGAUUACCAAUGGCUUGAUGACACAGUUGGCCUUGUCCUCCACUCCUCCCUUCUUGUCCCUUACUUUUCCUGGAAGUAUAGUCAUCGCCGCCACCACUCCAACACUGGUUCCCUCGAGCGUGAUGAGGUGUUUGUACCCAAACCCAAAUCUGAGCUCCAAUCUUUUGCCAAGUACAUUAACAACCCACCUGGCCGUGUCCUCACACUUCUUGUUACCCUCACACUAGGUUGGCCCCUAUACCUGUUAUUCAAUGUUUCUGGUAGGCACUAUGAGAGAUUUGCAUGUCAUUAUGAUCCCAAGAGCCCCAUUUACUCAGACCGUGAACGUCUUCAGAUCCUAGUUUCUGAUGCUGGUGUACUUGCUGUGAGUUACGGAUUAUACCGCCUAGUAGUAGCAAAAGGUCUUGCUUGGGUACUUUGUGUUUAUGGAGGUCCUUUACUAGUUGUGAAUGGAUUUCUUGUGCUUAUCACGUUUUUGCAGCACACUCACCCUGCAUUGCCACAUUACAACUCAUCGGAAUGGGAUUGGUUGAGAGGAGCUCUAGCCACAGUUGACAGAGAUUAUGGAAUUCUGAAUAAGGUGCUCCAUAACAUCACUGAUACUCAUGUAGCUCACCAUCUGUUCUCGACAAUGCCACAUUACAAUGCCAUGGAGGCCACAAAAGCGAUCAAACCGAUAUUGGGUGAUUAUUACAGGUUUGAUGACACCCCAGUUUUUAAGGCGAUGUGGAGGGAGGCGAAGGAGUGCUUAUAUGUUGAACCUGAUGAGGGUGACCAGGGCAAAGGUGUCUUCUGGUACAACAAUAAGCUCUAGAAUGACAUUAAAUUAAUGAGAGAAACCGUGGGGAGGUGAGAUUGUUGUUAGCAAAUGAUCAUUUACUCCCCUAAUUAGUUUUACUCUAGGUUGUUUUUGUACUGUGAACCUCCUGAUCUUAUCAGCUUCAAUAAAUAUGUUGUAAACUUGUAAUGGUUGGUGGAUUAAAUGUUUGAAGACGGUUCUGAAUUA